UGCCGGAAGAAGUGGCGAAGUUACUUUUUAGGGGACCCGAGCAGUGGCGGCGUGCGGGGAGAUACAGGGAAGGAGGAAGCGCAGCAGAGAAGAGGGACCGAGGCAGCCCCGCCUCGGCUGUUUCCAGGGCAACGGGAACAGGAGACCCCCCCCCUUCCCCGCGACAAGCCGCCCACCAGACCCCAGGUUGCAGCCAUGAGCCCCGCCCCCCGCUGGUGCUCGGAGAGGGGCGGGACCUGGAGCAAGGCUGCUCCGUGACCCAACCAUGGCCACCCCUACCACCAGCUCCCCGGACAGCCCCUUGCCUGGAAAUGGCCCCCCUCAGCACAGCACCCCCUCUUCUUCACCUGCUAUAAAGGAGGAGGGCUCUGAGCCCUGGCCCGGGGGUGUGGACCCUGAUGUCCCCAGCACCGAUGGGGCAGGCUCUGCCAGCAGUGUGGUCAUCCCUGACCCAGUGGAGGAGCCCGAGCGCAAGCGGAAGAAGGGCCCGGCUCCCAAGAUGUUGGGCCACGAGCUGUGCCGGGUGUGUGGGGACAAGGCCUCGGGCUUCCACUACAACGUCCUCAGCUGCGAGGGCUGCAAGGGCUUCUUCCGGCGCAGCGUGGUCCGCGGCGGGGCCGGCCGCUACACCUGCCGGGGCCCCUGGCCCCUGGGCGCAGACCCCCAAUCCCGCGAUGCUCGGCAGCAGCGCUUCGCCCACUUCACGGAAUUGGCCAUCAUCUCCGUGCAGGAGAUCGUGGACUUCGCCAAGCAGGUGCCUGGCUUCCUGCAGCUGGGCGGCGAGGACCAGAUCGCCCUCCUCAAGGCCUCCACCAUCGAGAUCAUGCUUCUGGAGACGGCCCGGCGGUACAACCACGAGACGGAGUGCAUCACCUUUCUCAAGGACUUCACCUACAGCAAGGACGACUUCCACCGCGCAGGCCUGCAGGUGGAGUUCAUCAAUCCCAUCUUCGAGUUCUCCCGGGCCAUGCGGAGGCUGGGCCUGGAUGACGCAGAGUACGCCCUUCUCAUUGCCAUCAACAUCUUCUCGGCCGACCGGCCCAACGUACAGGAGCCCAAGCGCGUGGAGGCGCUGCAGCAGCCCUACGUGGAAGCCCUGCUCUCCUACACGCGCAUCAAGAGGCCGCAGGACCAGCUGCGCUUCCCGCGCAUGCUCAUGAAGCUGGUGAGCCUGCGCACGCUGAGCUCCGUGCACUCCGAGCAGGUGUUCGCACUGCGGCUGCAGGAUAAGAAGCUGCCGCCCCUGCUGUCGGAAAUCUGGGACGUCCACGAAUGAGGGCACCGGGCCCGGCUCUGCCCUCGGCAGGAACUCGGGGCUCUGCAGCCCCAGCCACCAGCUGUGCCGGGUCGGCAUCCAGCCAGGCCCCCCAGCCCAGCAAGUCUUCCUCGGAGGGCCAGGGUGGGUCAGAGGUAUCAACCUUUGACCCCUCCUGGUGCUCCCGGCUGUGCCCUCCCUCCCCAGCUUACACCUUGAGCCCACCACGCAGUGCACCUUGAACAGAGCGAGGCGGGGGUCCACGGUGCUCUCCACAAUCCAGGAGGCCCCCCGGGCCCCCCUCUCCCUCUGCUCCUUUAUUUAAUACAAACUUUUUUAAAAGACAAAACAGGAAAAUAAAGUACGCAUACAAACCUGCUCCCA
Echinops telfairi (small Madagascar hedgehog) is the source of this 1639-nucleotide messenger RNA. RefSeq names its product nuclear receptor subfamily 1 group H member 2 (gene NR1H2). Gene Ontology annotation, biological process: positive regulation of transcription by RNA polymerase II; cell differentiation; negative regulation of transcription by RNA polymerase II. The transcript has 9 exons. Bases 266 to 1276 code for a protein of 336 amino acids. The record is from RefSeq and is a predicted model, not a curated record. Gene Ontology annotation, molecular function: nuclear receptor activity; zinc ion binding; RNA polymerase II cis-regulatory region sequence-specific DNA binding. NCBI's taxonomy places the organism in Eukaryota, Metazoa, Chordata, Mammalia, Afrosoricida, Tenrecidae.